CCUAUGGCUCAGUCUUACAGCUAAAAUUCUCUUAUUAUCCACAAAAUCACCACACGUGGAGAUUAUAUUAUUACAACAAAGAUAAGUCUCUGAAUAAAUGUCUUUAUACUGCAGUCAUACAGAUAAAAAUGAAUGUCCUCUGGCGUGACAAUGCGUCAAGCGGAAGUUGUUUUGGUUGCGGAAGUGAGCCGAUGCUGUUGUGGUUGUAGCUCACCGAAGCGAUCUCGUUUAGAUUGUACAUUGAUUUUGUUUUCGGCUACCUAUAUGUAGUUCUCCGGGAGCUACAGUUUCACGUCUCAAUCAGUUUACCAGGUUGAGCUGUCACAAUGGCAGAUCACACCGACGUCAGUCUGCAGCCGGAGGAGCGAGUCCGUGCUCUGACUAAGAAGGGCAGCUCUGUGGAAGUUAAUGAAGACGUGCCGCCACGCCGCUACUUCCGCUCAGGCAUGGAAAUGAUCCGCAUGGCUAACGUCUACACAGAAGAGGGCAACAUCGAACACGCCUUUGUCCUUUACAAUAAAUACAUUACUCUCUUCAUAGAGAAACUUCCCAAGCAUCGUGAUUACAAGACUGCAAACAUUCCUGAGAAAAAGGACACACUAAAGAAACUCAAGGAUGUUGCAUUUCCUCAAGCAGAGAUUCUAAAAAAAUCUCUUCUGAGAAGAUUUGAGCAAGAGUAUGCACAGUAUCUUGUCAAAAAGAAAGCGGAGGAUGAAGCCCUGGUGCGGGAGCAGUCGAAGCAGCGUGCACUGGAUGCUGAGCGGGAGCGCGUGGCCGAGAUGCAGCGGCGGCAGCGAGAGCAGGAGCAGUUCAGUGCCUUCGAGGAGAUGAUCCGCCGCCAGGAGCUGGAGAAGGAACGCCAGCGAGUGCUUCUAGAGUUCGCUACACCGGCCACACCCUCUUCCGACACGCCCCUCAUUCCGGGCAUCCAGGGUCCACCACUGAUCUCACCCACCCCGCCACAGAGCCCUGGAGACCUGUCAGGCAGCAACAACUAUCAGUAUAAUCGCCCUUCUGCACCUGUUGGCACGCCUUCAACUGGCCCGCCCACCUUCGACCGCUCGCUCAAGCCGGGGUCUCUGGUCAGCCCAGGGAACAACAAUACAAUGGUGGAUGCCCUUCGGCAGCUGGCCGUUCCUGCUGAGCUGUGCCGGAGUUUUCUGAGGCUGGCUGAGGCCAACACAAGCCGAGCUGUAGAAACUUGCGGCAUCCUGUGUGGAAAACUGACCAGAAAUGCGUUUACUGUGACCCAUGUCAUCGUUCCAAAGCAGUGUGGUGGACCGGACUAUUGUGACACAGAAAAUGAGGAAGAACUCUUCCUCAUACAGGACCAGUAUGACCUCAUCACACUGGGCUGGAUUCAUACUCACCCCACACAGACGGCCUUCCUGUCCAGCGUCGACCUCCACACACACUGUUCCUACCAGAUUAUGCUGCCUGAGGCAAUCGCUAUCGUCUGCUCUCCUAAGUUCAACGAAAUCGGAUACUUCAGGUUGACGGAUCGAGGAACAGAUGAAAUCUCCACAUGUAAACAAAAAGGUUUCCACCCUCACAGCAAAGAGCCUCCUCUAUUUACACAUGCAGCACAUGUCACCAUCACUGAUGGUACGGUGUCCAUGAUGGAUCUGCGGUGAUCAUCCUCGUCUUUUCCACCAGAACACUCACAGACUAUUUUAUCGAGCUGCAGAUGUUUUAUGGGAGAAAACACUCAUUUUGUUUUUAGGACGGUACAGAAAAAGCCACCAGUUUACCAUUUAUAUGGACUUCAGUUGUUCUCAGAGGGAACGACACUGGAAACUUUUUUUGUUUUUUGGUUUCAUCAGAAAAAAAACCCUUCAUAUUAUUGCACUUUUUAAGCCAACAACUACGAUCCACUUAAUGGACUGGCAAACCUCUGGCUCUUCAACCUCUGUCCUUUGUCUCUGUGAGGUCUUGGUCAUUCUUAUUCACCUUUUUGUUUAUGCCACAAACGAAACUGGAUGUAUGUCAAAAUGUCAAAAGUAUGUCAAAAGUUUGGUUCUGCUUGACAGAUAAAGUGCCAAGGAUGAAAAUAUUCGCUUGAUGUUCAGUUUUUCAUUGUGCAAUAUGAACCCAGUCUGAAGUUUAGAGUUUGAAAUAACUUGGUUUCCUCUGACUUCUCGCGUUUCCUUUAUUUGCUGUUGAAGUGCUAUGAGUGAUGACAUGCAAGCCGGCGGUAACUCAGGUAUGCAGGCAGUGCUGCUGCUGUUGCCCGUAUUUAAUCUUUUUUAUAUAUCAUCACACCCGACUACCCUCUAUUAACUGAAUAAAGGGUUUUGUUUGAAAUUUAAGCCCUGCUUGUGAUCCUGUGAUGGUCAAACCAAAUUUUACACAUUUUCGUUCCUUUGUGUUUUUUCUAAGUGGAAGGGGUUGGUUAGUUCCUGUAAUAAAUGUCCUUGCUACAGAGGACAUGUGUGCAACAGGCAAUCUGAAUGUACCUUCUUCUAUAUGUUAUCACACAUUACUAACCAACUGGUCAUGGUUCAAGCCUUUUGCCUUUUUUUUCCCUCCCUUCUCUUGGUAGAAGAGUUAAAUGAUUAGCCAUAAUUAUCAAUUAAAUGCCAAGACAAAAUAAAAUUGUAAAU
Messenger RNA from Melanotaenia boesemani (Boeseman's rainbowfish), 2603 nucleotides. RefSeq names its product STAM-binding protein-like A. Lineage: Eukaryota; Metazoa; Chordata; Actinopteri; Atheriniformes; Melanotaeniidae. The transcript has 10 exons. Gene Ontology annotation, biological process: protein K63-linked deubiquitination. The record is from RefSeq and is a predicted model, not a curated record. Bases 327 to 1634 code for a protein of 435 amino acids. Gene Ontology annotation, molecular function: K63-linked deubiquitinase activity; metal-dependent deubiquitinase activity; protein binding. Gene Ontology annotation, cellular component: cleavage furrow; endosome.